AUGGCGGCCCCCAGCAGCAUCGUGCCCGUCAUGGCGAGUAAAACCAAGACCAAGAAAAAACACUUCGUGGCGCAAAAAGUGAAGUUGUUCCGGGCUAGCGACCCGCUGCUCAGCGUCCUCAUGUGGGGGGUCAACCACUCGAUCAAUGAACUAAGCCAUGUUCAAAUCCCUGUUAUGCUGAUGCCAGAUGAUUUCAAAGCCUACUCAAAGAUAAAGGUGGACAAUCACCUUUUCAACAAAGAAAACAUGCCAAGUCAUUUCAAAUUUAAGGAAUAUUGUCCAAUGGUUUUCCGAAAUCUAAGAGAGAGGUUUGGAAUUGAUGAUCAAGACUUUCAGAACUCAUUGACAAGAAGUGCACCCUUGGCUAAUGAUUCCCAAGCACGCAGCGGUGCUCGCUUUCAUACCUCUUACGACAAAAGAUAUAUCAUCAAAACUAUAACCAGUGAAGAUGUAGCAGAAAUGCACAACAUACUGAAGAAAUAUCAUCAGUUUAUUGUGGAAUGUCAUGGGAACACACUCCUUCCCCAGUUUUUGGGCAUGUACCGGCUGACUGUUGAUGGAGUUGAAGUGUAUAUGAUAGUUACAAGAAAUGUCUUCAGCCAUCGCUUAUCUGUUUAUAGAAAAUAUGAUUUAAAGGGCUCUACUGUGGCUCGAGAAGCCAGUGACAAAGAAAAGGCCAAAGAGCUGCCGACGUUCAAAGACAACGAUUUCAUUAACGACGGCCAAAAGAUCCAUAUUGAUGAGAACGACAAAAAGAUGUUCCUUGAGAAACUCAAGAAGGAUGUUGAGUUCCUUGCUCAGUUAAAACUCAUGGACUACAGCUUGCUGGUUGGAAUUCAUGAUGUUGAAAGAGCUGAACUGGAAGAAGUAGAGUGUGAAGAGAAUGAUGGAGAAGAAGAAGGUGAAAGUGAUGGGACCCAUCCCAUUGGAACCCCUCCAGACAGUCCAGGAAACACACUGAACAGCUCACUGCCUUUGGCUCCAGGGGAAUUUGAUCCAGCUAUUGAUGUUUAUGGAAUAAAAUCCCAUGAAAAUGCACCUAGGAAGGAAGUAUACUUUAUGGCCAUUAUUGACAUUCUUACUCAUUAUGAUGCAAAAAAGAAAGCUGCCCAUGCUGCAAAAACAGUAAAGCAUGGGGCUGGUGCAGAAAUUUCAACUGUUAAUCCCGAACAGUAUUCAAAGCGCUUCUUGGACUUUAUUGCCAACAUCUUGACGUAA
Messenger RNA from Indicator indicator, 1218 nucleotides. RefSeq names its product phosphatidylinositol-5-phosphate 4-kinase type 2 alpha (gene PIP4K2A). The record is from RefSeq and is a predicted model, not a curated record. Gene Ontology annotation, molecular function: phosphatidylinositol kinase activity. Gene Ontology annotation, biological process: phosphatidylinositol metabolic process. The transcript is spliced from 10 exons. Bases 1 to 1218 code for a protein of 405 amino acids. Lineage: Eukaryota; Metazoa; Chordata; Aves; Piciformes; Indicatoridae.